Drosophila takahashii is the source of this 345-nucleotide messenger RNA. RefSeq lists its product as uncharacterized. Lineage: Eukaryota; Metazoa; Arthropoda; Insecta; Diptera; Drosophilidae. The record is from RefSeq and is a predicted model, not a curated record.
AUGAGGUGGCAGUUGACGAUCUUGUGGCUCUUCGUUUUGGUGUCUUCCGCACCUGUGAUAAGGUUGCGCCGUCAAAUAGUGACCCCUAAGCACUUCAUGGAACCCCUUUGGCCGCCCAUCUUACAGGAAAAGGUAAUAAUAACCCCCCAGAAGCUGAGAGAGGUGGCUGACCUGAGGGCCAAGAUUCAAAAGGCCGUCGAUGAAGACACAUACGUGGUGGCCGCUUCGCCUUCCCAGGAUUUUCUAGCCAGCCUUGGUGGAAAUUGGCCAGCGCCUUUAUCCCUGCGCCAGCCCUGGAUUGCGCCAGGAUUUAACUUUACUUUCCUUUGGCCCAGAUUUGGCUGA